AUGGCGGCGGUUCUGUCCGCCCUGGCUGCCAGGCUCUCCCAGUCGGCCGCGGCCAGGUCCUACGGGGUGUUCUGCAAGGGGCUGACCAGGACCCUCCUCAUCUUCUUCGACCUGGCCUGGAAGCUCCGCAUCAACUUCCCCUACCUCUACAUCGUCGCCUCCAUGAUGCUCAACGUGCGGCUGCAGGUCCAUAUUGAGAUCCACUGACUUGUGACUUGAUGUGCUGCUUGCACUGUGUGCUGCAACUAGAGUCAAUCACACUCUUCAAAUUCAGCCUGUCGUGAAACAGCAAAGCUAUGCUUGUUUUCUCUAGGACUAUGAAGAAAGAAGAUUUAAACCAGAAACGAGUAUGUGGCAGUGGCCCAGAUCAUCACAAGGCAGCAGCUCACCUGACACACAUGCAUUCCGUGUUGAACAAGUCUCAAAAUCAUAGUAGCAGUUUACAAGAAUUAUUUUAUUUUAACACCAGGAAUUGUUCUCUCUUUAAUACUAUACCUCUGCCUUCUAUUGGCAAGGAAAUGCCUCCGAGUUUGAGUGAAUCAGCAGGGAGGAACUCAAGUGCAGCUGCUCCUUGGAAGGAUUCGUUUAAUCUGCAUUUUUCUUCUGGGAAAGACAGCCUUGAUAGGGUUUCUCACUGCAUUAAUAGUAUUCCAGUAAUGGGCUGGCUGGAGAAAGCUUGUAGUUUUGCUGGAGACUUCAGCUCAUGCUGUCCAGAAGACAACUUUGUAUGUGUUGCACACUUCUGGCUGGGAAAUUUGCAGUAUAAUAAAAACCUGCAGUUUCUGGAAUUAGAAAUGAGCGGUAGCAAAGAGAAUGAAUUGCAGCUUGCAUUUCUUAAAGAGUUGGAGCUUGGUGGACUUCCUGAUCUCUGUUCUAUUCCAGUUGCCUCACUGAACGAAUAUGCUAUGGGACUCUUAAACUACCAGAAACUGUGUUUCUUUCUUUAUUACUUAAACCUUGUCUCUUCAGAGCAAACACUUGGAUACAAGCAAAUGCUUUCGAGUAUACCCUAUGUGACUAGUAAUUUUCACAUCAUGCAGCUAGUAAUUUCUGUGCUAGCUUUUGCACUAGCAGGUCUCUGGUAUGCAGUAGUGAAGGUAAAAAAGUACUAAGAUUUUAAUAAUUACUAUUUUUAACAUUAAUAGAAACUUAAUUGACUAAAUAACAGAGAAGGUUACAGUUCAGGUUUUAGUGAGAAGUACACAGCUAAAGUAAAAAUUGUAUAAUAGCUAGUAAAACUGGCUGUUGGAAGAAUAGGGACUUUUUUGUAAGGAAUAUCUGCAUCUGAGUGGAAAGAACUUCUUAAUCUUGGGGACUUCUGCUGGUCUGCCAUUAACACUAGACCAGAACCCAAUUUGAUUGUUUAGCACAGAUCCUUUGUUUUCUUUAGGGCUUGUGUUAGCAGAGUGUUCUGGCUGCUAUUUACAACCAUUUCCAAUGAAACUGUUUCUUGUAGAAUUGAAUUCCUGCUCUGAAUCCAACAGUAACUAAUGUAUCAGUCCUUAAAACACUUUGAACUGGAAAGCUGUUGGGAGGGUGGUCUUCAAUACAGCAUAAUUCUCAGCAGUGUUCCUUUGCAAGGAUGGUACUGCUCUAAUUUAAACACUAUCUCAGAGCUUUAUUGCAUUGCAGUAGACACUAUAAACAAUUUUCUAAAAGAAUGUCUUCUUUCCUUGAUAAAGUGGUUGUUAUCACUGAAGCAUAGUAAUAAUUUCUGGGCCUGUUGACUUUGGCUUUGGGACAGACUUCUGACAACGGGGCUUGGCAAAGAAUGGAGCGAGAAUGUUGGAAUCAAUAGAGCUGCUUCUGAAUAAGAAUUUGCAGGAAUAGGCUCCCCCGGGCACUUAGAUGGAGAAACUCAUUGUGCAGUAGGUCAAAGUUUGAACUCAGUGUCCAAAAUUCUCAACAAGGGAGUUGGUGUAGGUGGGCUUAAUGUGCUCUAGGGGCUUACCUAAAGAGGGAGGUAUUGAUACGGUGAGUUAGGAUGCAUUUUCAGCUCACCCUUCACUCUGAGUUAAAAGUGAGGACUUAAUGCAGAGUAAAGUCAUGCCAGUGAUUCACACACCAAGUAUCCUUUUUGCUAGCUAGCUAGCUUCAUUUUGGAAAGAGAAUAAGUGAUGUUGCAUUUAGUUUGAACUGAAUUCACCUGGAAAGCCAGCAGAGUUUUUAAUGUGGUGUUUAUUUGGGUGUUAGCACGCUUGUGUAGAGAAGUCCUUGAUUGUGAAGAUGAGAUGCCAGUUAUCAGUGUUAUGGAGAGACAUGAUGGAAUUUUUUUAACCUUAUUUGAGUGCUGAAAGUAAGAUGUACUACUUUUUAUGUUAAAUGAUAUGUUGUGUUUUUAUUGUCCCCAUUGGUUGGCUAUUUCUUCUGGAUGCUAGAAGAGAUAAAAAGCCAUUUACUUUAAUUUAGGAAAUAACUUUUUCCCUGGUGUGUACUUUUAUUAAGUGUUUAACUUCUAGACUUUUGACCACAUGAUUAUCUGUCACAAAAUUACCAAAAGCCUCAAAAUAAUAGUGGAUUAAAUAUUGCAAGUAAUUAUUUUGAUAGCAACAGUUUCCUUAGUCAAGCCAUUCAUACUAUUCACUCCCAUCUCCACUGCUGCAAUUUAUCACCCUUGCAGUGGUAUUAACACAAGUGUUUGUGGAUUAAGAUUGCUGAAGCGAUGUGGAUCUGAAACCCCAAAACGCUAGAAACAAAGACAGUUCUCCAAAAGUCUGUGGCUUAUUUGAGUUAUGGUGUUAAACUGUUGUCUGCAUAUCGCUUGACCCAAAAAAACAUUUGGCAGAGCUGAGGGUAGAGGAAUGAAGGUGGGGAGGGGCUGGGGCCUGUUUAAGCUGGCUUGAUUGCUAAAGAAAACAUUGUGCAACUGGAUCUUAAUCUCUAUAACUAGCUAUAUAGGUAAAGAAAUACUCUUUUCCUGUAUGGUGAGCUUUUUUUUAAGUUGCACAUAAACACAGUCCUGCAUCCACAACUGAGUGCUUGAACUUCCUGUAUAAAGAAUCGAUUGGCACAGUUGUACCUGUAGUUGUUACUUGAGACCUCCUCUGUUCAGCUGAACGGUUUGGCCUGGGAGAUUCUCUACUCUGCUGUACAGCAUUUGGGAACCACAUAUUUAGGGAACCGUAGUUACAUACAACACAAGCUUGUAGGUGUUAUUGUGGGUUAAUAGGCAAGAGGAGUAGCUGAAGGCAUAAAAGCAUUAAUCCAGUUUUUAACGCACCUAUUCUUUGUGGUGAUUUUAAAGGGAAAAGGCGGGGGAAACGCAACAUGAGAGAAACUAGAAUUUAAAUGUCUGUACAGUGGGGUGCCAAGGGUUGUCUCUAUUGAUGACAAGCCUAUGCAGGAGGGGUUCUUGGAAUGUUGAAUCAUGUUAUGUGCCACAGUCCAGCUCUAAUACAGUCCUGUUUUAAGCAAAAUUUGCUUUGAGUGAGUGGCCUUUAAUCACUUAUUACAGGAUCACUUUAAAUACAGAUACAAUACAGCUAAGCGAAAUGAUGGAUUUUUCUGUGUAUUAUAUGUAUUUUGAACAUAAGAUAUAAAGAAUAUGUCUUAAGUGAGUGGAUUUAUUCCAUUUUAUGAUAGUUUAUGUACUUUGCCUUGGAUUUUAUUGCUUAAAACCUAAAAGGUAACUUUCUAACUUGAACAUUCCUUCUGAAAUUCAAUUAAAGGAUAUUUUGGUAUGUUAAAAUCUCUCGUAAUAUACUGCACUUUAAGCUUGGGGAGGCCAUAAAUUGCAAGCACUGUUCUUGCACUAAUAGAACUGUUUGACUGGCAGCGACAAUGCUCAAAUGGCUUUUACUGUCUGGGGGAGAAUAGUGAACCAGAAGGAUGGCACUCCUUUGAAACUAUAUAUAAAUCAAACACUAUAUGGUUUAGGCCACUGUUUUCUCCCUACAAAUCUUUGGAUAUCAACUCAUCUCAAAAGAUGGAAGGUGUCUCAGCUAAGAACUGGUUUGUAUGGCGUUUCAUGUCUUCAAUAAGUCAGAUGUGGAAGCUGCUUUUCUGAGUAAAUGUGCUGUUAGCGCUGAGACUGUCUUGGAUGAUUGUUAUAGUAGAGGAGAAUAACAUUUUUAGGAGAGGUAAGGGACCUUUAUACUGAACCAGGAGUUGCCUUCUUAUUUCCAGUUCCUCUCUCAUCUCGCUCUUCUGUUGGUGUUGUAAAGAGGUAUUUCUAAGCAAAAUGUCAGGGUUCUACUAAACAACUCAUACUUUCUAAAAUUUCGUUGAACAGUGUCCAGAUCCCUCCUGCACUACAUAGCAGAGAGUUCUAUUUCUGCCAUUAGAAAACAAAUUAUGUAAGAAAAUACUCGAUAAUUGCCUAGUAGUUUCCCAUAACUGUACACUUGAGUGGAAAUUUACUAUAUGGUAUACUGAUUUGAAAAAGAAAAUGAUACUUUUAAAUGUGUGUGCACAGAGCACUGCAUGUAGAUAAAAAGUGUUUUAUCACAGUAUGAUGUUGGAAUGCUUAAGCAAAUGCUUAUUUACUUUCUGACAUUACAAUGCAAAAUGCAGUAGAGAUGGUGUUGUACUUCUCAGUGUGGUAUUAGUGCAAUAUUAGAAAUCAUCUGUGUGCAUCAUCAUGCACCAUGAGACAGUUUUAUCUGCAGAUAUUUUUUAGCCUUUUGCUUUUUCAGUGUUGGGUUGUGGGGUUUUUUUUGGGGGGUGUGUGUUUGGUGUUUUCUUGUUUGGUUUUUUUUUGUGGUUUUGUUGUUUUGUGAGUGGUGUUUUUUUUUUUAGGACUGUGAAGACUGCACUUUCUUAAACUUUGCCAAAGUUUGCUUUCUUUCUCCUUUUCUCCUCCCUUGCCCCUCCUUAUAGGUAAACACACUUCCAAUUUUUGGAAGAAGCAAGCCUGUAGGUGAUCGCCUAAUAUAUCAUCUUAUUGUCAAGGUGUUCCUUUUGUUUUUAUGGCCUGGUCUUACCUAUGUUUUCCUUCUCUUCCCUCCCCAUCAUUUCUCAGCAUAAGCAUAUGCUGAUAUUCUGUUCCAUUUCAGAAACACUCUGCUGUAAUGAAUUAUGCAUAUCAAAUUGACAGAAACCAUGUAGAGAUUUAAGCAUCCAUAAUCUGUCAUUAGGGUGUAUGACAAGUAGUAUAUCUGACAGAGCAAUAGGUAGUCAAUGUGACAUAUUUCUGUUCUUUCCCUUCAAAACAGCUGCUUUGAUUAAAAUCUAAUAUUUAAUUCAAAUUUGUAGUACCUCUGUCAGCUAAGAAUUGCAGCUAGAGUUUGGAGCUUAUGAAAUACCUUGAGGUCAAAACUUGAGAAACAGUUACGCUAGCUUCAAUACUCUUCAGGUUUUUAAGUUAUUAGUAUAACUGAAAAAUUCACAUGAAUGUACUCUUAAACGUCAACCUUUUUUUUUCUAAGAGUGCAUAGAAUAAAAUGUGUUCUGAUACUUGUUUCUGUGAUGCACAGUCAAUAAUGGGGGGGGGAAUCUUUUUAGGAUUUUUUUUUUUAGAAUUUUUGUGAUGAAUCCCCUUCCAAUAUCUCAGACUACAAAGCCUGUAAUCCUCAAGGAAGAGCUACAUUCAAUAGAACUUUCAAAUAAACAACUUGUUGGCUAUGAAAAUACUAAUAUUUAUGAUCAGCUCAUAUACUUGUAUUCAAGGACAUCAAUAUCAAUCUGCUGACAGUGUGAAAACAAGAAUAAUAUAGAAGUGUUAGAAUAAUGCUAUCCUUUACCACCCUGCACUAAGUAAAUCCUAUUGGUGUGUACUUUGAAAUUAAUCCUGUAUUGCAUUCCAAAAUCUCAAUUAUCUUAGUCUUUUUGGAAUUGGUGAUACAAGACUCAGACCAAGUAGAUGGUUAUUUCAUUGUUAGCAAUGAAAUAAAUUUAAAAGCUGAAACAUUGUAGAAAAUGACCUGAGGGAUUUCCAGAAAGAAAAUCUGCCUUGAAAAGAUCCAGUUUAUUUCUGUGAUCUCAAUAUAUUCAUAGUCUGUUUUGCAAAUCACUUUUCUUCCUUCUUUGUGGAAGAUCUAUUAAACCUGAUAGCAAAAAUGGUUAAAAGCCAAACUUUUAAAAGUAUCAGUGCUCUUUAAUUUUCUGUUUGUAGUAAAUCUUACCUAUGAUCAAAUGUAAAAAUACCUAAAUGUAAUUUAAGCUUUUGUUCUUAAAAGUAGGUAAAUCUAAUGCUUAGUGCCUGAUUCAUCACUUGAAGUUGAGUGUUCCAUGAACUUUCUUGAAAAUGGGUUCUGCUACCUGCUGGUGACUAACACUGAUUUUAAAUGCUGACACUUACAAGACUUCCUGUGAACUGUGAUGUUAUCCAUGCAGAACAAUUUUAGUCUAUGGCCUUGGUCUCUGGCCCUAAUUUUUUUUUUAUCGCAAUCUGGGAGAUGGAGAAGGCUGGCACAAACUGUUUUUGUUUGUUCCAGAGAAAGAUGUUUACAACUUUGUAUGUAUUUUAGACAUUUAUUGUAACACUUUUUAACUUGUGAGAGGAGUUUCCAUAGUAAACUUGAAACCUGUUGUCCUAAUGAGGUGAAUACAGACUUUUGAAUAUAUAGAGUGCUAUCUAAGCUUCCAGAAGCUGUUGAUUGUGAUGCUGCUCACUUGCACCACAGGAGGGAGUUACACAUCAGACUUUUAAAUAUUUUCAGUUACGGCAUUGUUUCUUCUUAGUACAGUACAUUUCAGUUUAUAAAUAUGCUGACUUUGACUUGUCUCAUGGAUUGUCACUGCAAAUAGGUUAAUGUACAAAAUCAAUACACAGCGGUAAUGUAUUGUGACUGUUUACAGUUGAACUCUGAAUACCAAUUGAUGGAUUUUAGGAAGCUAUUUAAAAACAGAAAUAAAAAUCUUUUUA
Molecule: messenger RNA, 6805 nt
Organism: Gavia stellata (red-throated loon)
Lineage: Eukaryota; Metazoa; Chordata; Aves; Gaviiformes; Gaviidae
Gene: SMIM10L3
Product: small integral membrane protein 10-like protein 2A
Exons: 2
Coding region: 1-207 (68 amino acids)
Source: RefSeq, a predicted model, not a curated record